Erythranthe guttata (spotted monkey flower) is the source of this 3363-nucleotide messenger RNA. The record is from RefSeq and is a predicted model, not a curated record. Lineage: Eukaryota; Viridiplantae; Streptophyta; Magnoliopsida; Lamiales; Phrymaceae.
AUGCAUAGCAAUAUUAGUAUAUAUCACUACCAAAAUGACAGUUUUAGCCUCCACGGGCAUGACUAUGACCAUUGAAUAUAUUAUGACCAUUAAGCAGUUGACGAAAUUUAGAUAUUUAUUGCAAAAAAAACAAAUAACAAUAAUUUAGUUAUAAUUCGUUUUCUUAUUCUAGAAAUAUGGUCUAAUUCCAUUAAUUAGUCAGACAAAAUUAGGACAAUUGCUAUUAAUUAGAAAAACAAAUCACAACAAUUUUGUUUUCACACGCCUCGAUCUAUCUUACGUUAGCGUAAUCAAAAUCAAAAGUCUGAACAAAAAAAAAAAGAGAGAGAGAAAACCCAAUUCCUUGCAUCUCUUCCCAUUCAGAUUUAAUUCAACACCUCUCUGUUUUUCUUACCUCUCUGAAAACAAAUCAUUUUCACAGAGGUAAGAAGCAGACGAGUGUGUCUCUAACGACAAAACAGAAAAUACCAUUUCUUGAAAAAAAAAAAAAGAAAAAAAAAACCAGAUUUUCCCAAGAUUUCAGGUGAUCAUCAUAGAGAGCCUGUAGUUUGCAUAAGAAUUUUUUUAAUAGGGUUGAUUGUGAAAUUAUCAUAAGUCUUGGGGAUGUAAAUGGAGAUAAUGGAAAGUGGUGGGGGUUUGAUCAGAUGCAACGAUGAAAGGAUUUACGUGUCGGUUAGGUUGAGGCCGUUGAACCAUAACGAAAUUUCGAGCGGUGAUGUUUCAGAUUGGGAAUGCAUCAAUAACAACACUAUUGUUUACAAGAAUAUUAGUCUUGUUUCCUCGGAGAGGUCAACUUAUCCCAAUGCAUAUACAUUUGAUAGAAUAUUCGGGAGUGAAUGCUCGACGAGAGAGGUGUACGAGAAGGGAGCUAAGGAUGUUGCUAUUUCAGUUUGCUGUGGGAUUAAUGGUAAGCAUGAGUUUUUCUUUUUCUUUCAAGAUUUUUUUUUGAAUAUUUUUUUCGGGUUUUUGACUAUGAUGAGAUUUUUUGUGUAGCUACUAUUUUUGCGUACGGGCAAACAAGCAGCGGAAAGACGUAUACGAUGACUGGAAUUACUGAAUACGCGAUACAAGAUAUAUAUAACUAUAUACAGGAAGUGAGUUUAAAAUGCUAAUGUAUAUCAUCCAAUAUUAAAUUACUAUGCAGAUUUAAUAUUUUAAUAAAUAAAUUUUUUUUUUUCAGUAUCAAGAAAGAGAUUUUAUCUUGAAAUUUUCUGCUAUGGAGAUUUACAACGAAUCUGUUCGUGAUUUGCUCAAUGUAGAUAACACUUCACUAAGACUUCUAGAUGAUCCAGAGAGAGGAACCAUUGUAGAGAAACUCACCGAGGAAAUUUUAAAUGACCGGGAUCAUGUGACUCGUCUUCUUUCCGUUUGUGAAGCUCAAAGGCAGAUCGGAGAGACGUCAAUUAACGAAAGGAGCUCAAGAUCACACCAGAUUAUUCGGCUGACCGUUGAAAGCUCUUCCCGUGAGAUUUUAGCUGGGAACUCCGCGAGCACACUUUCAGCUAUCGUGAAUUUUGUUGAUCUAGCUGGAAGCGAACGAGCAUCCCAAUCAUUAUCAGCUGGUACGAGGUUAAAAGAAGGCAGCCACAUUAACCGCAGUUUACUCACACUCGGAACUGUUAUUCGCAAGCUGAGCAAGGAUCGAAACGGACACAUUCCUUAUAGAGAUUCAAAGCUAACUCGAAUCCUCCAAACAUCGCUUGGAGGAAAUACUAGGACAGCUGUCAUAUGCACGAUAAUCCCUUCGCACAGUCAUUCCGAGCAAUCGAGGAACACUCUUCUUUUCGCCAGCUGUGCAAAGGAAGUGACCACCAAUGCACAAGUUAAUGUUGUCUUGUCCGAAAAGGCGCUCGUAAAGCAUUUGCAGAAGGAGGUACAAAGACUAGAAAACGAGCUCAAAGGCCGCCCGCAUAAUUUCGCCCCGUCGAAUUAUUCCGCAUUACUGAGAGAGAAAGAUUCUCAGAUCGAAAAGCUCGAGAAAGAGAUUAAAGAACUAAUUCUGCAACGAGAUAUCGCUCGAUCGCAAGUUAAGGAGUUUGUACAAUUGCUUGGAGAUGAAGCAAGUUCCAUAACACAGGUAGGAGUGGGGCACUACCCACACUUACGAGUGCAGAACUCACCGGAUGAUUCAAUAUCAGACGUUGAUGCCGCAACUUGUUCCGAUGGACACAGUAGGAGUGAUUCAGGGGAUAAUAAUUUUGCAAAAGUACCGUUUUUCGACGACAACUUUGUCCAAAACUAUGCAUCUCCUAGAAUCUUACUAAGCAGCUCGAAUUCUUCUAGAAGCUUCUCGUAUAACGAUUGGGAAGAUAUUGAGAAACAAAGUAAUGAUGAUGGAUCGACUUCGAUAGUCAAAGUCCAUGCAAAUCUAUCCGACGAUCGAGAAUUUAUUUCGUCUCCUUUGAAGGAUGAUAACGAACUAAAGGGAGGUCAAGAAAAGAUUGUUUCGGCUUCAAUCAUGGGUGGUGAAGAAAGAGAUUUUAGUUCGAUUCGAUAUCUCGAUAUUGCAUUUCUUGAAAAACGAUCUUCGAAUUUCGCUAAGGAUCCUUUUGGCGCUAGAAGCUCGAACUUGAGUAGAAGUAAAAGCUGCAAAGCAAUGAUCAUUUUCGAUGCAGAACCAACCGCUGGAUCAGAAACAGCCGAGCUUUCAACUAAACAAGAAAUCACCAUAAAACCGGAAACCGAGAUUGUACCAAAGGUGAACGAGUCUUCUACGAAGGAAGGGAAAAAAGUUGGAUUGUAUCCUAUAGAAGACGAGCAUAAGGGACUUACGAGUUGGCCCGUCGAAUUCAAAAGACUGCAAAGAGAAAUAAUCGAACUGUGGCAUGCAUGCAAUGUCUCAUUGGUGCAUAGAACUUACUUCUUUUUGCUAUUUCAAGGAGAUCCGUCGGACGCUAUAUAUCUCGAAGUCGAACUAAGGAGGAUGAAGUUCUUAAAGGAUAAAUUCGCUCGAGGAGAUAAGACCGUUGUCAAUGGAAAACGUCUUACACUUUCGUCAAGUGCAAAGGCUCUUCGUCAGGAAAGACGAACGCUGAGCGAGCAGAUGAUGAAGAAGUUUUCGGAACAAGAAAGAGAAAUCCUCUUCAUCGAAUGGGGGAUUGGUCUCAACACCAAACUCAGAAGGCUACAGCUGGCUAACUUGGUCUGGUCCAAGACACAAGAUAUAAACCACGUUACAGACAGUGCAUUUCUUGUUGCAAAGCUCGUUGGUUUUAUCGAACCAGGGCAACAACCUAAUAAAGAAAUGCUAGGUGUAAAUUUCGCACCAAAGUCCUCUACAGGAAUUUAUAGCUUCAAACGUAGCCUUGUAUCUAUACUGUGAUGUUCUAGUAUAUAUAGAUCCGUAUAUACUCUCUUCUUCUU